Pristis pectinata (smalltooth sawfish) is the source of this 4064-nucleotide messenger RNA. RefSeq names its product transmembrane protein 65 (gene tmem65). Lineage: Eukaryota; Metazoa; Chordata; Chondrichthyes; Rhinopristiformes; Pristidae. The transcript is spliced from 8 exons. Gene Ontology annotation, cellular component: mitochondrion. The record is from RefSeq and is a predicted model, not a curated record. The coding region runs from base 238 to 1020 and encodes 260 amino acids. Gene Ontology annotation, biological process: cardiac ventricle development; regulation of cardiac conduction.
UUCCCUUCUUGUCCCGGGGGUGUAUAUCAGCUGACUUGGAAUGUUGAGACAUUGGAUUCGAAUUCAGAAUUAGAACGUGGUGCUGGCCGGCCCCGACAAUGUUACAUUUGGGCGGAGCUGGCUCUUGAAUGAGUGCAAGGAUUCCGACUGCUGCCUCUUUCCCUUGUUUCCAUCACCCUACAAUAAGCAAGACUUUUUCGCUUUUGUUUUUGCAAUCGCUUUCUUUCUCCCUUCGCCAUGCUGCUGAGGAGAGUUCUGCGCCCGUCCCGGACUCUGUUGUCCAGCCUGAGCUCUGCGAAUAGAACUAAAAGCUGCGGGUUCCUCCCUCCUGUUCCAUUGCUCGCUCGCCCGAGUACCGCCGAGCCGGCUCCUUAUCGGCAGGGAUAUGGCACUCAUUCGUCCAAGGAGCCGGUGGAGCCACUCUACACUGCGCAAGGAGCCCGCGACUUUGUGUAUAGCCUGCACUCCAAGGAAAGGAAAACUCUGCUUCAAGAGCUCCAGAGAUUCGAGUCUAUGGCUGCGGCACAAGCAACCCCUGGACACCGCUACCCCAGAGCCCAGAUUGCCAUAAGCAGGAAGUGGAGGGAGCAGGCUGCUGCAGGAGAAAUGCAAGUUAGCCCUCCAUCAUCAGCACAACAAAGAUAUGUGUUUCUUCACAGUGCAAUUCCUUUCAUUGGAUUUGGCUUCCUGGAUAAUGCUAUAAUGAUUGUUGCUGGGACACAGAUAGAGUUGUCCAUUGGAGUUAUUUUAGGAAUUUCUACUAUGGGAGCUGCAGCACUGGGUAAUCUUGUGUCUGAUGUAGCUGGCCUAGGACUUGCAGGGUAUGUCGAGGCUCUUGCAUCAAGGCUGGGACUACCAAGUCCUGAUCUAAACCCUAAACAGGCUGAUAUGUGGCAAACUCGACUGAGCUCGCAGCUGGGAAAAGUUAUAGGUGUGACCAUUGGUUGCAUCCUAGGAAUGUUUCCACUACUCUUCUUCAAAACCGAGGAAGAGGAAAAGCAGCAAGAAGCCAAGAACUGAACUAGUUUACUGACCAUUGAAUCCACUGCUUGCAUCCUGAAGUAAUGCUGGGAAAAGAAGGGCAGUCUUUCAUUGGACAGAAGGUCAAUCCAGACCAGGAACCUGGUGGAAUAUUAACAUUUCACUGCUACAAUCAUGAAAAAUAUCUAUUUAUUCUUUAUUCAAAAAGCAAGCACAGUCACUUAAAAGUACAGUCAUGUGGUCUUUUAAAAUCCAGUUUCACUGCAUGUCAGACUGCCAUAUUGUCCUCCUCCAUUACCUGUGAUACUUUGAAAAUAAUUUUGUCAAGUAGUUAAUGUUAAACAUUUUUAUCAAAGAAUGUAAGUAAUUGUAAAAAAAAAUCAAUCCUGGAAGUGUGGAAAUGUCACAACUGAUUUAUUCCUAUUUUAGAAGAUUAUUUACAUUUUGUAUGCUGCAAUAUUUAAGUCUUAUGAUUUGAUAAAAGACUAGUGUGCAUUUUUUUUUAUUGUGAAGGUUAAAGUUGUAUUUCUAUGUUCACACUAUGGUUAUUGCAAUUUUAUUUUGUGCAUUUGAACUUGAUAUUUUGAACUACAUUUGAGCUGCAGAUCACCACUAAGUAGUAAUAGUUGCAGGUGAUGCUUGCUUUGAGUGCAGUGCUGUUAGGUUUAAACACAAGAAAAUUGCUAAAAAGCACUUAGAAAUAUCACUCCAAUCUCAAUAGAAUCUACUUGGUGCUAAUUGUAAGACUUAAUUUGCCUUGUUUAUUCCAAUGCAAUGCUUAAAAGGACUGAAAAUAUUUUGUUAUAAUAAAAUAUCAUUUGUUUCAAUUUUUAAACUUUAACUUUUUUAGAUCUUCCAAGCUAGCAGUUCUGCUGUGUGCAAAAGUGAUAACUAUUUAACUGAAGUUGAUGUUUUGAGGGGCAGUUCAGCAAUAAAAUCAUGUGUGGGCAUUUUUUGGGAGGGGGGGCAAGAAAUGUGUGUGAUGUGUUUUAGUUUUUUUUCAUAUUGAACCUUUCGAUUUAGUUUUCUGUGGCUGUGAGAGAGGGUAAGGUGAGCCUACCCCCCACCCCAACCCCCCCCCCCCCCCGAGUCUUAUGAUUUUUCCCUCUGAAGCUUCAGUAAGUAAAGAUGCCUUGAUUCAAGCUGCACACUGAGCUGUCUUGCUGAAAAGUAGAUGAUGUGGACUAGACUGGAAUGCAUGCAUUGAUUUGUAUUGUAUGUGACACCUAAAAUAAUAACAAAAGCAAAAUACCAACAACGUUGAGAAAAUUGUUGGAACACUCUCAGCAGGCCAAAGAACAGUGGAGAGCAAAACUGGGUUAUUGUUUUGGGUCAGUGACCUUGCAUCAGAACAAAAUGAUAAAAUGGAUGAAAUGUAGAUCCAAAUUAUUAAAAUCAGGAUGAUUAAUUCAUUGUUUUAAUAAUUGAAUCUGUAUUGCACCUUCUGUAGUCCUUAGCUGCUACUGAAUAUCAAAAAUGCUGUUUCCUAAACUCUAACUCAAUUUACAGGAGAAUUUUUUUUCAUGCAAGAUACCAAAAUUGAUAGCAAAGCUAAUGAACUUGAACAAUGGGAUUUUUAGUCCUAUUGCAUAAAAUUACCAAGGGUGAUUUGUCCGGUACUUGAUCUUGCAUUCAUCAUCUCCAGAUGUUGGGUAAAAUCUUGCACUAUACAGCAGUUUAAAAUUUAGUUCUGAAAGGCUCUCUAAAGAUGAAAUGGGUUGAUGUUCUGGGAUGUUGCUGAUGGCUAGCUGUACAACUUACUCCAGAGCUUGAAACGUGUCAAGACUAAAUCUGCAAGAAAUUGGAAACACAAAAUUGGACUAAUUAGUUCAAGAACUCCAAAGAUGAUCUGCAGAAAUGAAGCUUUGAUUGGUUUGUAGAGAAAGUACCAGGAUUUGUAGCUUGUAACAUGUGCAUUGGAUUUCUGAGAAUUCCGCAUUUUUAUUUUCACUUUUUUUUGAUUCAUUAUUGCAAAGGUUUAAACCAAGAAGUAAUAAAUGUACGUGAAUGAAGGUAAUUUAGAAUAUUCAUAUUUAGUAGAUAUUGAAGACAAGUUUGCCUACAUAUGGAAGGCAUUAGUAAUGUGUCGACAGUGUGGACACUAGUGGCUGCUUUGUAGUUCAUAGGCAAAUAAAAUGUAGAUAUUAAAAGAAUAUUACAUACUAAAAUAUUUAAUUACUCAGAACUUUGUUAUUUACUGCAGAUGUUGUUCGCCACCAUCACAACUUUUAGAAGUGCAAGACUCCAAAUUAAUGUAUAACUACCAAAUAGUGAAAAUAAUGCAGAGGAACCAUUAAGAAUGAAAUGUUUGAACUAAAGUCCAACUGAUGGUGCAAAUUAAAUUAAAUCUUGAGGUCUUCUGAGAUUUUGUUUUGUUUGUUGGAAGGUAGGUUAGCAUUUUGUUAAUUACAGAAUUAUGGUUGGAAAGUAUUAAAUGUAGAAGAAUGAAGAAUCAAUUGUUGCUGCUUUCUGAUUGCCCUUUUUUAAAAAAAAAUUGAAUUUACAGUCCAAGCUGUGUUUUUUCUUUUUGUUUAUCUUGACAUUAACACAAAGGAAUGGAAGAGCAUGGUCUGUUUUUUAUAAUUCAUGAUUAAACUUGUUGCACCUGAUGUUGCAGAUCUCACAAUUUAAAGGGUAACUGGGUUGAAAGCCAAGAUCGUGAACAAUAGAGUUUUUCUUUUGUUGAUGGGGACCGGGAAGGAGAAAAAUAAAGAUGGAAAUAAAAAUAUGAUCAGAGCACUUGUAGGAGGGAAAAAAAAGUCAUGUUUUGAGCAGAUUAGGAAAACUCAAAUGUUGAUUGAGGUUAUCAGUGAAAAAAAACACUUUAGAGCUUCUAGAUUGAGAUAUACAGGCUUUUAGUUACCACCUUCAAUGUUGUAGUGAUCUACUUGACCUUGUUUAUAAUGCAGCUACUUUGCAUUUUUUUUGCACGAGCGUAUUUAUUUUUUGUGAACAAUAACAUAGUGCAUUGACUUAUAGUUUGCAGCUUAAUGUUUGUAUGACAAAUUUGUAGUCUAUUAAAAUAUUACUUGUAUAUAAUUUGUGAUGUUUGAAUAAAUGUGAGGAAACUCAUUUUCAUUUGA